AUGACUUCCGUCUUCCGAAAUGGUCGCAUUCUUGUACCCUCAUCGCCCUCGGCGAGGGGUGGUAACGAGUUCGCCGAAUGCAUGAUCAUCAAGGAUGAUCGUAUUGCAUACGUUGGCUCCCUCGACAAUGCACAGAUUCCCGCCGAUGCGAAUCUCAUUGAUUUGGAGAAUCAGGUAGUAAUUCCUGGCUUUAUCGAUGCGCAUGUACACAUUCUGUCUUAUGGCCAGUCGCUGCAAAAGAUUGAUCUGAUUGAAUGCACGUCUCUCGAGCAAAUUCGUGCAAAGAUCAAAGCCUACGCCGACGCUAAUCCAUCGGUGCCGCAAAUCUUUUGUCGAGGAUGGAUCCAGUCAUCCACGCAAGGAAUUGCCCUUGCGAGCAUGCUCGACGAUCUUGAUCCGCGCCCAAUUUUCAUCGAUUCCUUCGAUCUGCACUCCAUGUGGUGCAACUCGGCGGCCCUCGACGGAAUGAAGGCCCAUACUGCCCCAGAUCUUCCUGGUGGCUGCAUUCACCGUGAUCAGAAUGGGCGAGCUUCUGGUCUCUUGGAUGAAUCGGCCUUGUCGAACCUGGCAUGGCCCUAUGUGGAGAGCCUCUAUUCCAAGGAAGAUAAACUGGUUGCGUUGGACGCAGCGGUCCACGCUUACACCGCCGCUGGCUACACCGGCAUUGUGGAUAUGGCUAUGGAUGAAGGCACUUGGGAGCUUCUGAACGAGUAUCGCCGUGAGAAGCAUAUCCCAUUCCACAUUGCAGCCCACUGGCUCGUGCCUUAUGUCAACGAUCAAGAGACCCAUUUCCGCACCGUUGAUCGCGCGAUUACCCUGCGCGAACAGUUCAAGGACAACGAUUUCUGCAUUGUUGGCAUCAAACUCAUUUGCGACGGCGUUGUCGAUGGAUGUACGGCCGCUCUCCUGCAACCAUACACCGGAAAGGCCGAUCGAGUUGAACCAAUCUGGCCUGAAGAUCAGCUUCGCGAAGUAGUCCAGCGUGCAGAUUCGGCUGGGAUCCAGUGCGCCAUCCAUGCUAUUGGCGACCGCGCAAUCCAUCAAGCCAUCGAUGUUUUGUCCCAAGUUGGAACACCCGGCCGGAGACACCGAAUCGAGCAUCUCGAACUAACCACGUCCGAGGACGCGAAGCGCUUGGGUCAACUGGGGAUUACAGCCUCCGUUCAGCCGGUUCAUUCCGAUCCAGCUUUGUUCAAAGCAUGGCCUAGCCUUGUCGGACCAGAUCGAUGCAAGCGCGCAUUCGCCUACAAAGAGUUCCUAGAUGGGGGCGCACCUCUCGCGGUUGGAACUGAUGCCCCCACGGCGCGUCAUUUGCCCUUCCCUAACCUCUACAACGCGACAACCAGGCGAUCAGCACUCGAGCCUGAGACCAUCAACACCGUCAACGCGCAUUUCGGCAUCAGCUUGGCUGACGCGGCCACCGCUGCGACGGCAGGAGCAGCUUAUGCACGCUUUGCCGAGUCAUGGACCGGGAGUUUGCAACCGGGACUCCAGGCCGAUUUUCUGGUGGUUGGCAUGCAGUGGGCACCAGAAACGCUUCUUGAAGCAAAGGUGUGCCAAACUUGGUAUCGGGGGAAGAAAAUAUUCGACGCCAGUCAAGUUUAG
Molecule: messenger RNA, 1605 nt
Organism: Aspergillus nomiae NRRL 13137
Lineage: Eukaryota; Fungi; Ascomycota; Eurotiomycetes; Eurotiales; Aspergillaceae
Product: amidohydrolase
Exons: 1
Coding region: 1-1605 (534 amino acids)
Molecular function (GO): hydrolase activity, acting on carbon-nitrogen (but not peptide) bonds
Source: RefSeq, a predicted model, not a curated record